Messenger RNA from Penicillium robsamsonii, 648 nucleotides. RefSeq lists its product as uncharacterized. The record is from RefSeq and is a predicted model, not a curated record. The coding region runs from base 1 to 648 and encodes 215 amino acids. NCBI's taxonomy places the organism in Eukaryota, Fungi, Ascomycota, Eurotiomycetes, Eurotiales, Aspergillaceae. The transcript has a single exon.
AUGGCUGAGAUCGCUGCUGUAUCUACCGCGAUAGAGAAGCCACUAAUUCGGCCCGACCUCCUUACCGAACCGACAGUCCCCGAGUAUCCCGAGGAGGGGGAUGCAGAGGAAAAGAAAACCUGGAGAGAUCGGAUGGACCUUUUUAAAAUCAAGUAUGCCCGAUGGCAAAGCGAGGCGAAAGGACUAGCCGAUGUUAACGAGUAUAUCUUGAUAUACCUAGACCCGGUACACCAUCUAGCUAUUAUACCGCUAGAGACGCCUUAUGAGAGACUGGUCUAUUUGAAAUCCCGUUUCGCCCAGACGGUCACGUACCGAGAAGAGAUCCGAAUGAAAUGGAGAUAUUUCUCUACCCAAAGACUAACGGGAGAUAUCGAGCAAUGGAUCCAGAAGUGGGACUCGAUGAGAGAAUUGACGAUUAGUCUUAGAAUCGAUGAUAGUAAUCCGAAUCGAGACUUUGUAUACGCAGUAAAGGACGUACUGCCAAUGUGGUGGCAAGCACAAUACCAGGACAUUGUCGCUGAUGGGAAGCCGGUCGAUACUCGAGUCCUUAUCGAGUCCUUCCGUGCGAUAAACAACGAUAUUGGUGUGAAGACAGUGUCGUCGAUAAACGCCCCGAAAAGCGCAUUCUCUACCUGGCAAGGUUAUUAA